CGCUCGCUCUCUCACUGGCUGGGUGGACAGAGCUGUGGCGCAGGAGGAGAGGAGCACAGAGAGGACACGCUGCCCGAUCAGAGAGAGGGGACCAGAGGAACAGUCUGUCUGCAUGGGAGGAAGAGAAUACAGAAAAUAACAGGGCAAUAUCCAAAGGAGGGGAAGUGAGAGAGAGAGAGAGAGAGAGAGAGAGAGAGAGAGAGAGAGAGAGAGAGAGAGAAUGCACACAUCUACUUCAUGGGAGGAGGAGGAGCCCGGUUGGGGGUGGAGCUGAUAAGAAUUGACGGACAUCGGCACAAGAGGAGGAGGAGCGUGAGGGCAAGUUAAUGAAUUUGAUUUGGAGAGAAGUAUUUUUAGAAAAGGACGAAAACAAGAGGAGCGUUACGAUUAGAAAUGCCACAGUUCUGAGGGAGAGAAACAGAGUGAAAGAAAACUGGAACGAGAGAAUGGGGGAGAGAGAGAUACCAGGAUCUGAGCGUGACUGAACAGAUUUUCCAUCGACUCUGGUCAGGUUUCCCACAGGGAAACGCAGUGUGUGUGCAUGUGCUCCUCUCUCAGUGUGAAUGAGUGUUUGCGUGCAUCUGGGACUAAGAAGCAUCUGCUCCUCGCACUAGACGGGCUGGCCGUACAUUAUCACCCGCAGGACACAACACCCGCUCCUCCAGUCAAGAGAGGAGGAGAAGAGAAAGGAGAACGGAGGGGUGAAUAGGGAGGGAGUGACAGAUGGGAAGAGGGGAAGGCUGGAAAUCAAGAAGAUAAAAGUGAGCUCACAAAAAAGCCGGAAAAGAAAUUAGCGAGGUAGACUCACAAAGGCAAUUAGUGAUGCGCGGCUGCUCGUUUUAGCGGUGUCAUGUAAACAAGUCCAGCCUCUGGCCGUGGUGGUGUUGGAGGGUUAGCAGGUUGAACGAGCAUCACUGAUCGAAGUGGAGCGACGGCAAAGUCCCAAAGACAGCAGCCUCGGUCGGCAGAGAGGAGCGCCGACAGAGCAGAGGGAACCGGCGGGACGAGCCUUUCUUUGACAGACGGAACCAGAUAGAACCACAACAGACUCACUGCUCUCUUCUUUAACCUUCCGUUCUUUCAUUUUGUCUGUGCUUCUCAGCUCAUCUUGCCUCUCUCUCCUCUAGCACUCACUCCACCCCCUCUCUUCUCCCUCCCUAUCCUUUCCCUCUCCCUCCCUCUCGCUCUCUAGCUCUCUCUCUCUCCCUCUGUCUCUUCCUCUCUUGCUUCUAUGUUACACUAACUGGUGCAGAUGCUGGAGUCGCUCAUGUGGAAGCUGCAUCGCUUGGUGCAUAUUUGCAUGGCUGAAUGUAUUUUUUACUGCUGAGUUGGGUUUGUGGAGCACUUUCAGGUCAAAGGAACCAGAUGGACUGAGAGGGAGAAGCCCAACAAGUAGCUACAGAGUAAAACAGGACACAACAACAAACAGAAGACACUGUGACAGAGAGAGAGUUAGUAUGUGUGUGUGUGAGUGAGGUUGUGUGUGAGGAGCUUGUACGGAUUGUGUGUAACAGCAGAGUCAGAUAAGCACAAAUCCAGGUGUGGAUUACACCAGUGGGGAUAUCGGUGCCCUGGAGCUCCAUGUGGGGCCCAGCCCCUGAGGCCUGGCUGGGAGAUGAAGCCUUUCUCUCUGUACUAGGAGCGGUGUGGGCAGCCAUGGCUCUGGAGGGGCGAUGUCUCCAGCGGGGAUCCCCAGCCGUGGUGAGGAGAGGCCGCCGGCGCCUCGCUGCAAGGCCAGGCCUGUCCUCAAUCACCUCCACCCUGCUGGCUGGGACAAGUCUGCAUGGCCUCAGGCAUGUGUGUGUGUCCGGUGGCUCCAUAGGCCGUCGGGCCUUCUGGCUGCUGGCCCUGUGCACCUCAUUGGGCCUGCUCCUGUCCUGGUCCUCCAACCGCCUGCUCCACUGGCUCUCCUUCCCCACCUACACACGGAUCCACACAGAGUGGGCCAAGGAGAUGGCCUUCCCCACAGUCACUAUCUGCAACAACAACCCAAUCCGCCUCUACAAGCUCACCAAAAGUGACCUGUACUUUGCUGGCCACUGGCUGGGCCUACUGCUGGCCAACCGGACGGUGAGACCCAUGGUGCUGGAUUUGCUGCAGGAGGACAGCCAGGCCUGGUUCAGCAAACUGUCUGACUUCAGGCUGUUCCUGCCCCCCAGAAACUUUGAGGGCAGCAACCUGGAGUUUAUGGACCGGCUGAGCCACCAGCUAGAGGAAAUGCUUCUCUCCUGCAAGUACCGAGGAGAACCGUGCGGUCCCCAGAACUUCACCUCUGUGUUCACCAGGUAUGGGAAGUGUUACAUGUUCAACGCAGCGGAGGAGGGGAAGACGCUACGGACCACCAUGAAGGGAGGGACGGGGAACGGCCUGGAGAUUAUGCUGGACAUCCAGCAGGACGAGUACCUACCCUUGUGGGGCGACACAGAGGACACAGCGUUCGAGGCGGGAGUGCGGGUGCAGAUCCACAGCCAGGCAGAGCCCCCGUUCGUCCACGAGCUGGGCUUUGGCGUUGCCCCGGGCUUUCAGACCUUUGUUGCCACUCAGGAGCAGAGGCUGACCUACCUGCCUCCUCCGUGGGGAGAGUGUGAGUCCAAGGCCCUAGACUCUGGCUUCUUCCAGGUCUAUAGUGUGACAGCUUGCAGGAUCGACUGUGAGACACGCUACAUCGUGGAAAACUGUAAUUGCAGGAUGGUGCACAUGCCCGGUGAUUCUCCAUUCUGUACCCCUGAACAGUACAAAGACUGUGCAGAGCCUGCCCUUGCCAAGUUGUCAAUGCUGGAGAGUAGCAACUGCAUUUGUAGGACACCAUGCAACAUGACACGCUACAACAAGGAGCUGUCCAUGGUCAAGAUCCCCAGUAAGACCUCAGCACGCUACCUGGAAAAGAAGUUUAACCGCUCUGAGAAAUACAUCACGGAUAACAUCCUAGUCCUGGAUGUGUUCUUUGAGGCCUUGAACUAUGAGACCAUUGAGCAGAAGAAAGCCUACGAAGUGGCAGGCUUACUGGGUGAUAUAGGUGGUCAGAUGGGUCUGUUCAUCGGGGCCAGUAUCCUUACCAUCCUGGAGCUAUUUGACUACGCCUAUGAGGUGGUGAAGGACAAGUUGCUGGACCUACUGAGCCGAGACGACGAGGAGGAGAGCCACGGAGAGGACGUGAGUUCCUGUGACCCGGUGGGGAACCACUCGGAGGCCAUCAGCCACACGGUGAGCGUCCCCCUACAGACCACCCUGGGCACGCUGGAGGAGAUCGCCUGCUGAGCCCCCAGCCCAGCUCCACACACACACCAGGCAAAGCCACUGUGAGCCACCACCACACGGGGAGCCAGUGAGCAGCAGCCUCUUCCACAGGCUACCAGGACAGAAUGAUAGGGACUUUGGUGGGGAGGAUGGGUGGCUGGUCAGACGAAAGGGUGGCUGGGUUGGGCUAGACUGGGCUGGACUGGGCCUCCCCUCCACACUGUCACUGCAGCACUAAUGGGGAUUAAGGAGCUGUCACCUGGACUUACUGGUGCUCUCUGUUACUGGAAUUGUUACUGUACUGCUGGAGGAGGACAGCCACCUCCCCUCCCCCUCACAUGCUCAUCUACCUGACUCAUAGGUCUUCUCCAGUUCACAGACAGACAGACUGCACUGUAAACCUAACGGGAAGUGGCUCAUCUCUGUCCUAGACAUGUGUAUUCACUAGUCACUCAUCGGUCAGUACUGCCAGACAUUGUACCAUAACAGUUGCUGUGAACUGUCCAAGUUGCAUGCGCUGCUUCCUCUCAGAGAUGGUUUCUCUCUUUGGUGAUGCUGAUUGGCUGAUGCUGGACUGCAGUGUUGCUUUACUGUACAUCUCUCUCUCUCUCACUGUCAUUCUCUCUCUGUCUCUCUCCGUCUCUCUCCGGGGCCUAUGAGAUGAGGCCAGCUAAAGAAAUAGAAUGUAUAGAUUGAACAUGGUUCACUAUAACAUAUUUCAUAUGACACAUCCAUCUAAGGCAGUUUCAUUUUGUUGAUGCACUGUUUUCUUAGGCGGCAAGUUGUAUAUCUACGGGAAUGGCUGUUGGGUCUGUAUUUGCAUUCAUAUUGGGAAAACAUGAGCAUUCUAAAGAAUCAAUUCCAAAAUGACUGUUUUGCAUUUGGUUAUUUAUUUUGUUAUCCGUUCUAUUGAUUCCACUCCUAUCAAUGUACCACAAGGUGAGUACCCCGAGGGAAGGCAAGGUACUGAGCUGCUUCUAUUAAACAGGUGCCAUAUUCCUAUGUGUAAACUCAUGUAAAUGAUUAAACGCUUGCCUCUUGGCGGCAGCGCCUCAGUGGGGUAAAAGCACUCAUUGAUGACUGAGGCUGAGCCAAAACCAGAGAGGUGGAGUAUGACAUUGUUUACCUGGCAGAAUACAAGCAGAGUACAAAUGUCGCUCAUAAAUGAACAUGCUGAGGGGGUUUAGUUUCAUUUCAUCUGCAUGAUGUGGGUGUGUUGUCUGGUGAGAACUGAUGGACUCCCAACUCCUCAUAUUUUACAUAAUGGACUUGGCCCUUACCCAGCUAGAAAUUGAAUUUCCAUGAUAAUCACGGUUCUAUUAAUGGAAAUAAUGUUUGGACGAUAAUAAUUGCACUGAUGUAGAUUCAGAUGAGGGGAAAUUAUCUUCUGAUUCAUUUGAGGAUACAGGGUGUGUUGUAUUGUGGUGUUAAUAUUGGUGUUGUAGUACGAAAAACCAAAACGGUACGAGACAGUGUUCUGUCCCGUCUACAGUGGAUAUGUUACUGAAGAAGGGAACCGACUUAUGACUGGUUGACAUUUUGAUUUGACGCAAGUACAAAUUUGCUAACAGAGCAGGAUAAUAAUUCAAACAAUCAAGCCCAACAUGUAAAACCUGUCGUUUGCAGAAACGGUAGCCUGCAGACUUUGUCGGGACUAUUGUCCAUCUCUGACUGAAAGACACAAUCUUUGUCAAAUUGGAGGUGAUUUUAAGCCCAAUAUUUUUUUAAUGGACGAUAGCCCCAAUCAAACACAUUUAAUAACCAGUUAAAAUCAAACUCACCAAACCAUGGGGGGUGUGAAAACCACAGGAGGUGUUUUUCUGUUCUCAAAAAAAGUGACAAACUCAAAAAGGAUUUGGUUUGCACUUUAUGUUUCGUUAACACCCCUCCCACCUAGUGCCAUCACACUAAAAAGGGCCAUAUUGCAUCACUAUGAUAUGACGAGUACAUCCAUCCAGAGUAGCAUAUCAACUAGCCAUGAUUAUCCAGACAGGCGGGAGGUAGCCUAGCAGUUAGCGUGUUGGGCCAUUAACCGAAAGGUCGCUGGUUUGAAUACCCAAGCCCAUAAGGUGAAGAAUCUGUCGAUGUGCCCUUGAGUCAGGCAGCUAAACCUCAUUUGCUCCAGGGGCGCCGUACUACUAUGACUGACCCUGUAAAACAACACAUUUGACUGCAUCUAUCCGGUGUAUGUGACAAAACUUCUAUGUCAUCGUUAUAAUGUACAGUACAGGUGGGAAUGAACUCCAAGUGCUUUGUGAACUAUGAUUUCCUGUCUGUUGUUGACCUGCUGUGUGUAAUCUAAUCUCUCAUGUAUGGCUUAUCAUGUCUCCUUUAGCAGUGACCUCAGCCAUCUCCAGGGGCGGACUUGCCAUCUGGCAUUUGCUCGAAAUGCCAGAUGGGCCGCUUCAUUUUUAGCCUAGUGGGCCUGUCUAACAGAACAUUUUUACUUUGCUAAAUUAUCAUUAUCUGACCUUGAGGAACAAUAUGGACCGGUGUGAGGACCUCAAGGAAAAAGAUGGGCCAGUAUAUUGCAAAUGCAAGAGCCAAUUUCUGGUCCCAGUCCUCCCCUGCUUCUCACCUACUGUAUAGAUCUGUCCAUGGAGAGAGGUGAACUACUAUGGGACACAUACUGAGUCUCAGUGAAAAUGCCACUGGUUGUUUCUUCUCUUUUCGUUUCUAUUGUUAUUGCAGGACUGCUUUUUCAUUUUGUGAUGCAGCGUACAGUAUGUGUUUUUAAUGUGAAACGAUUAAAAAAAAUGUUUUUGCUGAGG
This is a messenger RNA of Oncorhynchus masou masou (cherry salmon), 6008 nucleotides long. RefSeq names its product acid-sensing (proton-gated) ion channel 2 (gene asic2). Gene Ontology annotation, molecular function: ligand-gated sodium channel activity. Gene Ontology annotation, biological process: sodium ion transmembrane transport. NCBI's taxonomy places the organism in Eukaryota, Metazoa, Chordata, Actinopteri, Salmoniformes, Salmonidae. The transcript is spliced from 10 exons. Gene Ontology annotation, cellular component: plasma membrane. The record is from RefSeq and is a predicted model, not a curated record. The coding region runs from base 1582 to 3258 and encodes 558 amino acids.